Molecule: messenger RNA, 1031 nt
Organism: Alosa alosa (allis shad)
Lineage: Eukaryota; Metazoa; Chordata; Actinopteri; Clupeiformes; Clupeidae
Product: eukaryotic translation initiation factor 4 gamma 2-like
Exons: 5
Coding region: 147-866 (239 amino acids)
Source: RefSeq, a predicted model, not a curated record
CACUGAUUCAACCAUAUAAUACAGUCUGGAUUCAACCAGCAUCUCCAUUCAAAUCCUGAUUGACGUCAUUCCUCAUCCGUGGGGAUCCAGAAGUAUUCCAGAUUCGUCAAGAUGCAGUGAAGGAUUUGGGUGUCUUCAUUCCGCCCAUGACCCAGGGAAUGAGAAUGGACUUCUUUCUGGAUGGCCCUUUCAUGCCACCCAGGAUGAAACUGGACAGAGAAACUCUUGGGGGAUUGGCUGACAUGUUCGGACAAAUGCCAGGCAGUGGCAUAGGGACUGGUCCCGGAGUCAUUCAGGACCGCUUCUCGCCCACAAUGGGCCGCCAUCGCUCCAACCCGCUCUUCAAUGGACACGGUGGACACAUGGCUCCUCCGCCACAGUCUCAGUUUGACUUGGGCGUCAAACCGUUCAUGAAAACCAACCAGGGACAGAAUCAGCAUUUCCACAAUCAGAACCAGAGCCAUCCAUCCCAGCAGCAGGCCCAGUCAAAGGACAUGCCUCCAAGGUUUAUCAAGAAAGGACAGCUUAAUGCAGAUGAGGUACGAGCGGGUGGAUUCGCUACACAGCAGCCUCAUGCAGUGUGCCCGAUCAGUCUGAGACCAGCACACUCCUUCCCCGUUAACAAAAAUCAAGUGCCAAAGCUGCAGCCUCAGAUCUCCACCAUGAUUCCUCUAAGUGCGCAGCCACCCCGCACCCAGACCCCUCCUCUUGGACAGGUUUGUAUUGUAUUGUAUUGUAUUGUAUUGUAUUGUAUUGUAUUUGUAACUUGUACAGGCCUUAUUGGGACUGCUACACAUGUUUAUCCACCUGUGCCUGCUGUGCUACAAACCUCAUUUGAUCUCCUGAUUUGUUACCUGAAUGUGUAACUGAGCUAGCCGGAUUACUGAUCGAAUCAAGAGGAUGAUGAGCCUGGCUGCUCUCCAUCAAGCCUGUCAGUUACAAAAGAAUCUCUUUAAGUCAGUGGUCCCCAAACUACGGCCCGCGGACCGGAUACAGCCCGCCACCUCAUUUUGGGUGGCCCCCCAAAACAU